Molecule: messenger RNA, 2040 nt
Organism: Lineus longissimus
Lineage: Eukaryota; Metazoa; Nemertea; Pilidiophora; Heteronemertea; Lineidae
Exons: 4
Coding region: 523-1737 (404 amino acids)
Source: RefSeq, a predicted model, not a curated record
UUGGAAUUCAUUUCUCGUCACGAUUUAAGAUACUUGAUAGUAGACCGACACACAUCAUCAACGCCUACUCGCAAUGCAUUUUGUAAUCGUUAUCAAGAUGGAAAGAACGCCACAUCAAGUCAAGACGUGAUCUUAUCUUCAUGCCACUGUGUUGCUGAUGCGAGAAUAUCAAACCGAUUUGUAUCUGAAAUACAUGCACCAACGAAUCGCAACAGACUUCUUCAAUCUUAAAAUCGACACCUGAACAAAACAUUCAUCAGCGUGUUAACUGUUGGGAGUAUUCGUAGGAAACGGCCUUCUGGAAUUUGUCAUGUUUUGAUAUUCUAUCUUGAAUUUUUUGUGCGCCAAACCUUACUUUCAGAGAAGAAAGUCUCAAUGCAUUGUCAGUUUUUAUUCGAACGCUUAAGAAUGUGAACCAGCAGUUAAUUCGAUUUCCGGGUCAGUGUUCUCGCCAUGUUGGAGUGAAGUCAUUGCAGCAUUUAGCAGAAUAACCAUUGUUGUAUUCAACAGUCGAUAAUAAGAAUGUUACAUUGUUGGAUUGCUGUCACAUAUCUCAUACUGGUGGAUCUCUACAAGAAGAAGAUUUUUGAGAAAGGUGAGACAUGGUUGAUCGCCAGCUCCAUAGGAUGUUCAUGUGUAGUCUUCCUGUUUUUCGUGAUCAUCCUCGGCGCGGUAUUACAUCAUAAGUUCCACAAGAGACGACGAGUAAAUGUGGCCCCUUCCAGAAAUUCGGUCAUCGAUAGAGAUCGAGGAGCUUCAGACAAUAGUUGGCGAGGUCAUAUGAACCAGGAACUGACAGUCGUCAGCCGAGCAAACCUCGUUGACAACGAAGUGACAGCUGCCUCAAGUUCAACUAGAUUUGAAGAAAUUGACUUGAACAGCGAAUAUGAGACGAUCUUCCCUAUCCUCGGACGACCAAUUAAGCCGUACACGUACCCAAGGCGGGAGAAGCCGCCAAGAAAACCGCGGAAGCAUGAGGUCCCAGUGAUGGGCUCGAACGCUGCAAUUUCGCUGGCCACCAGCGGGGCGGCGAUCAAGGACGGGUCGGGAUAUCUGGAGGUGACCGAGACCGGCGGUGCGACCUACUUGACUAUUAUCGAUGCUUCGGUGCAAGUGCCGGCUAGGCAAGACGGUAUUGCUGAGUCAGAGCCUGGGGAUGGUUACCUAGAGGUGGAUGCCCUGAAAAACCAAGGGGACCCGGUCUAUUUAUCAAUGGCGCAGAACCAAGCGGAUCCCGUUUACCUACCAAUGCAUGGAGACGCGUCACAGGCAUUGUACACCAGGAUGGAGAAAAGCAAUGAUGAGGAUGAUUACACUGAUAUGAAAAACAAAGAAGGCUAUGCCAAUCUGCCGGAAGAAGGGGCGCACUAUGUCAAUGUGCAAGGGGAAGGAAUAGGUCAAAAUGGGGUCACGGUCACGCAGAAGACGGCAGACGCGACAGAGCAAGCGUCGUCUGCUUUCAAUUCCGCGCGAGCGUUGAUAGAGGAAUCGUUUAAGAGGCGGUCUCGGUCAGUGUCAAAAGAUCCCGAAUAUUCGACGAUGAGGAACACUGGACGUGCGCAUAGUGACGCUUAUUAUAUUAGUAUCAAACCAGACGGGAGAAUUUCCUGGGCGUCGGACGAUGAUGGCUACCUGCGAGCGAGGUAUCCGUCGGAAUCAGAUGGAGCUCUGCCCUCACCAAUCGCCAUCGCUGACCCAAACAGUCGGACGCACGAAAACGCGUAUAAACGUUAUUAAGACUAGUAAACGAUUGUUUAUUCAAGUGGUGAAACUAUAUGUACAUUCGAGAAUUUUACCAUGUAACACUGUUCAUCUUGGAGUCAUAAGCCACAACCUCUCCUACCACCGUGUACAUUUGCCAAAAGUCUUAGGAUGAGCAGAAAAUAGAAUGCUAUUAGGCUAGAAGAGGGAGAUGGGCAUUGUGGUUAGAGUGCAAAAUAAUAAUCGGGAUUAUGGGAUAGUAGAUAUAUCAAAGAAAUUUGUCAUGUAUCUAGAUUUGAAAAGUUACAUUGUCUUAAUAAAUCAAGUUUUUUUGUUGUU